CAUGCGGUUUUUUGAUUUUGAUUGCAAAACUCAAUGCUUGUUAUCGUCAUCGAAGUGUAGGCAAAAGCGUGGAAAGGAAAGAAGAAAGGAAGGAUUGCGAGCUCUUUGGCCUCGAAAAAAAGCCGGCAACACAAAUCAGAUCAAAGUUUUUCGAAUUCGUUGGGUUUGAACGAUAGAUUUCUUACCAAUUGUAUUGAAUGGUAAUACGAUUACUAGAUACGGUGCUCAUUGCAAGAAAGUACYAAGAUUGCAUCGCAUUAGGUUCGCAAGAAUUGAUUCAAUAAAAAGGGAUUUUUCCGACAACAGAACAGCUGGAAAAACAAGAGCAUCGUACAAAACCAACAGUAAGAUGUCCCACUCGCAACGGCGUUCUCAGCACCGUUCCCAUGGAACCAACGCAUCGUGGAUGUCGAGCUUAGACUCGUCGGUCCACUCGAACCACAACAGCUACAGCUCCUUYGGAGACUACGAUAACCAGCGGCACCACCAACAGCACCAACACAAAAACCAGUACACUUACUAUCCGAAGUGCACAGAGGUUCCGCAGUUCGACGCUCUCCACAACGCCGCGGCGGAAUUCCAUUGCGACGAAAAGCUGCACCUGAGAAAUCUGUGCAACGACACGGCAAGGUGCUCGGGACUGACGGCCGUUCACGUUGCCGCGUGGUCGGCAUCGACGAUCCCCUCUUCGCUGCUGGAGGAAGGCGAGGAACAMGUUUUCCAGACCGGUCUUCCAUCCACGAACAGCAACCACAAUGGCAGGAUCGGGCUGCACAGGCGCAACAGCAUGGACGAAUUCGACGGCAAUGGUGGUGGUGUUAGCGAUGCCGACGAGGAGGACGCCAACGAGCAGUUGCUCCUCCUCCAGCGAUUCGGRAACCGCUCCAAAAUCGUUCUGGAUUACUCCCGGCAGCAGGUCACGGGGGAGACAAUGGAACUCUUGUUCGAUCUGGCCGAUGCCGUCCGCUUCACGGAACGGAGACAGGCCUUUCGGACGGGAGAAAAGAUCAAUGUCACCGAGGGCAAGCCCGUCCUCCACCAUGUCCUACGAAUGCCCAGGGGGUACGAUUUUCCUCCCAUUAAAACGGGUAGCAGCCGGAAYGCCAGCAACAACACCGGUGUCGGCGGCAACGAUGCCUUCCACAACGAUGCCAAUGGAUACGCACAACAGCCSAAGAACACCAUGGACUCGCYGCAGGAAUCCUCGGAAGACGUYCUGGCGGCGGUGCACGAGRUUCGAGAYCGCAUCGAGGUCUUUAGCCGACAGAUUCGAUCKCUGGAYCACUCGGUGGGACUGAGGGGGGUGACCAACAAACGCAUCACCGACACGGUGGUGGUAUCCUCUGCCGGGGGAACCCACCUCGGGACCGAGUUUGUGCACCAGGCGCUCUCGGCCGACAAGCGAGCCUGCAAGGCCGCGGAGGGACGCCGCCUGCAUUUCUUGUCCAACAUCGAUCCGGUAGACACCUUUUUCAACACGCGGGAMCUGGAUCCCGAGCGGACCCUGGUGGUGGUCAUCUCGAAAGACUUUGACAAUUCGAUCGAGCUGUCUAAUUUUCGGAGCAUCCGCCACUGGCUCACGUCGCAGCUCCAGUCCUCUCCCGGCGGGGAAAUCGUGACGGAAGCGGAAAUCACCGAAAAACACAUCGUUGGCGUGACCUGCUGCACCACACCGGAGCAAUGCCUCGGAAUCCCCGAGCRGAACCUCUUCCGGAUAUGGGACUGGGUGAUCGGGCGUUUCAGCGUCUGCAGCGCCGUCGGCGUUCUCCCACUUAGCCUGCAGUAUUCCUACGAGAUUGUCUCGGAAUUCCUCAGCGGCGCCCACGACAUGGACGAACACUUCUUCAACGCUCCCCUCCGGGACAACAUYCCGGUCUUGCUGGGCCUCCUCGGWUUUUGGAACUCGACCUUUAUGGGGUACACGACGAGGGCCCUUAUCCCCUACGCCGAAGCCCUACGGGGCCUGUCGACCUACGUCCAGCUGGUGGACAUGGAAUCGAACGGCAAGCGCGUUGCGGUCGAUGGGACCGAGCUGAUGCACCUGACGGGAGAAAUCAGCCUCGGCGAACCGGGGGGCGGGACCACGAACCAUCCCUUCUUCCAGCUCAUGCACCAGGGGCGGGUCAUCCCCGCGGACUUUAUCGGCUUUAUGGAAUCCCCCCGGCCCCUGGAUCUCCCGGGGGAGGCCAUCUCGAGCCACGACGAACUCAUGUGCAACUUUUUCGCGCAGCCCGACGCGCUGGCCUACGGGAARGAGCUGAUGGACCUGGUGUCGGAGGGGGUCCCGGUCACGCUGCGGGAGCACAUGGUCUUUGCCGGAAACCGGCCGUCCUCGAGCAUCCUCAUGACCCGGCUCGACCCCUUCAGCGUCGGCCAGCUGGUGGCUCUUUACGAGCACCGGACGGCAGCCCAGGGGUUUUUGUGGGGGAUCAACAGCUUUGACCGGUACGGCACCCAGCUGGGCUGUUUCAUGAGCUCCAAGAUACGGUCGCAGCUGGCGGUGUCGAGGGGGACCGGGGCGACCGUUCAGGGGUUCAACCAAUCCACGACGAGCCUGCUAGAGGUCUACCUCGCCCACGGGCACGGAAAAUGACGCAAAUGCCGUUCGCGGCUUGGCCACAAAACGAACCAAGCGAAGAUAGUUGGUGCCUGUAGGCACCGGCAACSCCCAUCAACAGCCAGUGAACGAAAACUCCACCGCUCGGAUAGAUGCGCAGACGCAACAUAGCUUUUUCAUUGAAUCCCCCCGCUAGCCGCUUUUCGUCGUCGUCGUCUUAAUCUUCAUCUUGCAACAGUAUUGUAUAUUUCGAAUCUCAAAGCUAAGUAGCGUUCAAUAGAAACUAGAGGACAAA
Messenger RNA from Pseudo-nitzschia multistriata, 2852 nucleotides. The record is from the annotation of a GenBank genome assembly. NCBI's taxonomy places the organism in Eukaryota, Bacillariophyta, Bacillariophyceae, Bacillariales, Bacillariaceae.